CGCCGCUCUCCACACGCCCCGCCACGCCCGUGAUUUGAAUUCUUCUGCGACGCCGUGCCGUGCUCACUGCUCACCGCGCCGACCUCUGACGCUGUGGCGUCGGGCCAUGAUGCCCUCGCCAUGCCCAGCAGCGCCUGGAGACUGCCCGUCAGCCCUGGCGGCAGCCAUCGGUGCCUAAGUGGCAGCAUGCCCGCUGCAAGAGCUGCCAUUUCGCUACGGAGGUCGCUAUACAGCGCCCAGCCCUGCUCCGACUGCCAGCUCACGCUCGCCUACUCAUGCGCCGCGUGCCUCUGCGAAAUCUCCCUCACUGCCUGCGAGCUGCUAAUCAAGGCCCCCAGGCCGGCAAUAACUGACCCCCAGGCCCGGAACAGCACGAUGUCUGCACCCCCUGCUGUUCAUCCUGAGUAUCCUGGGACCGUAAGAUAAUAUACU
Molecule: messenger RNA, 432 nt
Organism: Mytilinidion resinicola
Lineage: Eukaryota; Fungi; Ascomycota; Dothideomycetes; Mytilinidiales; Mytilinidiaceae
Exons: 1
Source: RefSeq, a predicted model, not a curated record